This is a messenger RNA of Perca fluviatilis (European perch), 4881 nucleotides long. It is a transcript of the gene fam110b, whose product is annotated as family with sequence similarity 110 member B. The transcript has 5 exons. The coding region runs from base 826 to 2244 and encodes 472 amino acids. Lineage: Eukaryota; Metazoa; Chordata; Actinopteri; Perciformes; Percidae. The record is from RefSeq and is a predicted model, not a curated record.
UAAAGGUGGACUACUACAUUUUGGCUCAUCGUGACGCGAGGCGGCCCUGUUGUUGACAUGGGCCACAAUGUGUACCGUGAUCGCGUGCUUCCUCAUUCGCCACGUUGUCAAAUGCUUGAUAGCUGUGUGGAAUUCCAGGAAAUGCUCUUCCUGUGCUGUGAAGCCCACUGACAACCUGCAGCACCUGGAGGAGAAGGGGGAGGCGCCCAGUUCCAACAGCCACUAGCAAGAUCUUGGAGCAUAGAAGUCGCCAAUAGGCUCAAUAGGACAGCUCCAAACUGAUAGUGUGUGUGGCGAGCUGAAGGGAGAGCUGAAGCGAGCGUGGAGAGGCGGCGGGGCUUUCCUUUUCCACCAUCCUCUGCUUUUCCUUCGGCCCCCGUGGAAGCACUCAUCCACACCACUGCACUGAAACACACUCAUCACUCUCUUUUCCUUCUUUCCGUUCUGUCACUGUACUUGUUCUCUCUCUUUCUAUCCAUCCAUCUGUCCAUCUUGCUUUAGGAACAGGUCAGCUGAACCUAAGCAUCACAAACCAGUAAAGACCAGUGAUACCAGUUGUCGAGCUGCAAGCUGAGUUCCUCCUGCUCCGGCAAUGCAGUGAAAUAUUUUGGUACAGCAGUUGAGCAGCCCCCCAGCCCAGAGUCUGGCUCGGCACCGCAGGAUCCCACAGGCGAUGAGGCGGGCCAGGGGGUUUAUCUCUUUCUAGACUUUCUCUUCUUCCACCUUGUGUCUUCAUGUUUUGGGGGUCCUCCGGUGCCCCCGCCCUCUGUCGACCCCCCCGCACCCACUGCCACCACGGCCGGCCACCCCAGUCGCCUCGUUGCCAUGCCGACAGAGACACUGGCUCCAGCCCUGCCAGAUAGCAAGGCCGCCGGCCCCGCGACGGCCUUCAGUUCCACCGUACCCCUCCGCAUCCUCAACAAGGGCCCUGACUACUUCAGGAGACAGGUGGAACCUAACCCAAAGCGUCUCAGUGCUGUUGAGAGACUAGAAGCUGACAAGGCCAAGUAUGUCAAGAGCCAGGAAGUUAUCAAUGCCAAGCAGGAGCCAAUAAAACCACCCGUGAUGGCUAAGCCUCCUGCCGGUCAUACCCUCCUGGCCAAGAGAGGCUCUGGGAUUAGUGGAGGAGGAAAUGGAGGCGGGAUACCUUUCAAAGCAUCCAAUAACAACGCAAAGUCGGACACAUGUGCAACAAGCAGCGGCAGCAGCAAACGGGAGAAUUUAAAUCUGGAGAUCCUUAAAAAUCUGCUAAACUCAUCGUCCUCUUCAGGAGCGGGAUCUGAAGGACUAGGAGGUGGAGCUAAGAGUGCUGUGUUGAUGAGGUCAUCAGGGGGAAUGGCCAGGAGUUGGACGCCAUCAGGGAUGCCGUUAACCUACCGAUCUACAAUGGCGCUUAAUGAGCAACCGCCAGAACUAGCUCCCAGUCCGAGCACCUCCCACUCCCUCCGGUCCUUCUCCCAUUCCCUGAAGGUUCCUCCGAUCAACGGCGGGGGACGCCGCAGCCCACAACCGGGAGGAAACCUCAACCUCAGCAGACGAGGUGAAGGAAUCAUCGACCGUUCUCGCUCCCCGCUGCCGCCGCUUCUCACCUCCCACUCCUCGUCCGACCUCCUGCGGCUCUGCAACGGCAAGCCCCUUCGCGCGGCCCGAUCCAGCAGCUCCUCAGCUCCGCCCCUCCCUCCAAAACCCAACCCCACCUCCCUCCCUCCUCCCGCGCUUUCCUUGUCGCUGCCUCCCCCUCGUCCAACUCCAUCCCCCUCUCUCUGUGACAACGUCACCCCUCAGUCGCUACCUUGUGAUUUCGGAGGCCCUUCCCAUAUCUCAACCGAUGCCAAUGUGGAGCUCGAGCUUGGUUCAUCCGUGGCUCGUCGCUCGUCGCUGCACAGAUCUAAAUCGGACCUGUCGGACCGGUACGCCCGGGCCGGAGCUGACGUGGAACGCUUUUUUAACUACUGCGGCCUGGACCCAGAGGAGCUGGAGGCGGUCGGUCCGGAGAACUUUGCGCGGGCCAACUCGGACAUCGUCAGCCUGAACUUCCGAUCCGCUUCUAUGAUCUCGUCUGACUGCGACCGGUCGCGGCGAUCGUCCAACGACGGGCUGUCGGACGGGGAAGAGGACGAGGAGGAGGAGGCCGGAGAGCGUGUUCCGUACGGCAUCUCGGCCGUGGAGCGAAACGCGAGAGUCAUCAAGUGGCUGUACAGCAUCAAACAGGCGAGAGAGACGCAGAAAGUCUCUCACGUUUAGAACAAGCACUACAGUGGCUAGGAUGUACUUUAAACUACAGACAAACCGCCCCAUGUUUCAGAACCGAUAGACGGACCAGAAUUUCUCAUAGGUUUAGGGACUGUGAUCUUGGCGCCGAACUAAAAGAAAUUGUGAAAAUGCAUAGAUGGAUGAAUGAAUAGAUGGAAGAGAAAGCUGACAGGUCUAACAAACUUGGUGAAAAAAACAGAUUUUUUUUUUUAGAAAUGAAUAAAGAGAUGAUGAAAAGGACUCUAACCAAUAAGGUUUAGAACAACAUGAACACUAUGAACGGACAGAAAUAAAACUUGGACAGUUAACAAAAUGUUCCGUCUGGAGAGACAAACAACGGGACAUGUCUGAAAAGAAACUAGACAGCUGUAUCUCUCUGGACACUGAAUAAUAUGACGGACAAAGUCUGUCAAGAGCAAAAUGCACUGCGAUUGUCUAAGGACCCAUAAAGUGACCACCUCACUACAAAUGAUCAUAGGCCUUUCUCACAGAGAACAAUUGGGCUUGACUAAUCAAAGCCUUUUUAAUAAGUGGGAUUAUCUUCCUACAUAGAGCGCUAGGUAGCUAGCAAGCUAUCUGUUCAGUCCACGCUGACUUCAACCUUCGUUCUGCCAUCUCUGUCCUCGGUCACAGCUGUCCAGUCGGCAGCUCCUGAGAAGCCGAGAGGACGCCAGCUAGGCAAACUGUUCUAACCAUGCAAACACGGUAGAAAUGUACUGCGGUGUCGCGCGUGCGUCUCCGAGUUAGUGUUGAUUGAUACAUGUGGUAAAACAGAAGUGUGUAUGUUCCAUGAGUCGGGGCGAGGGACUGACGUGAAAAACCCUUAAAAAAAACGUUUUCUAUGUGGAUUGAUCAGCGUAUUUCUUUGACCAAUGUUAGGGCUGUCACUUAGUCAUAAGUUGUUUUAUGCCCAUAAAUAUUCAAAAUGCUUGAUAUGCAAUUUAUCGUAACACAUUAUAAAGCGUUUUAUGAUGACUUUUAAGGUCAAGUCUCAUAAUACCAACCAGCCAACCAACAUUUAUUUAUAUUGCCCUUUACUGCAACCAGCAGGUAUCCAAAGUGCUUUACAUCAAAGACCAAUAAUAAAAAACAUAACAUACAGUAAAAUCUGAAAAGGUUACAUAAAAGCAGGAGGAAGAAAGGAAAAAUGUCCCAGCGCUACUAUGUAUUAAAAGCCAUUCUAAAUAAAUAAGUUUCAUAAUUGCUGGUCACUCACUCACAUUUCUUUUUGCAAGCAUCAUAGAGUAUUAUGGUUUGCUGGUUUGCGGUGCCUCCACUGCCUCACUAAGUGACAAGCUUAACGGGUGACUGCAGAUUUGUUGUGUUAAUGUUACCGUAAGGCAGUCAGCGAACAGCUUUACUUUUAUCCACCAUUUCUUCAAAUCUAUGGUGUCAAAUCCAACAUUCUUCUCUCCAUUACUAAUAAGAUGGUUUGGUGCCAUGAUUACCUGUUCAGCAUAGCUCACUAGUUACCACCGUUUUGCGAUAGCAAAGAGAACAACAGCCUAGUAGAUCAAAGUGGAAUUAACCAAUACCCCCGGCCGCUGGACUACAAGGCUGUUGCACUUUUGAAGUAAUUACAGAUCAAUACAUUUGACUCAAUUGAACAGUACUUUGAAUUUCAGAUAAAAAGUGACAACGCUAACCGACUUAAUGUUAACUGCUCCUAGCUUCUGUGUAAACUGAAGCUCACUACUUGUUGGUCAGGGCCACAAAUGUCAGAUGUCCACUUUGAGAAAGGCCUAUGUCACAGUGUUGAUGUCUCCGUUUAAACAAACUUUUAAAAAGGGUCCUGACAUCAUUUGCAAAACAGAUAUUGAACUCUAUCUGUCAAAAAUGAGAACUCCCAUUGGAAAGUCAAUGCUGGUGCACUGUUUGAACAUAACAAGGUCAGUUACGGUGAUAUUUUUGUUAUUGGUGACUGUUGAAGGAACAUUUCAGCCCUAACUAAAUGGGUUAGUUGUUGUAAAACUAUGACACAGCAAAAUGUUGACAAACUCAUGAAACACAAGUGAUGAUGAGCUAGCUUUAGCUCUUGUUAAGCUAGAUAUUGUAUUUGCUAAAUGAAGGCCCUGUAGUGUGUGAUGACUGAGUAAUGAAGGAAACCGUUGACACUGAAUGAUUUGGACAGAUAUACACACGAUAUCAAAUAUAAUCUCUCAAGCAUACUUAUCCGUACAGCAUUAAGGUUACAACGUCAUAUCAUUGUGCUCAUACGUACAUUAUAAACAAUUCUGUCAUCAACCUGUUCAUGUGAACCAACGAAACAUAUAACUGGAGAGUUUUAGUGUCCUGUGAUUGGAUAUGGUUAUUCAGAGGCUCCACACUGAAGAGAACCCUGCCACUUAACAUUCAAAGAAUGAAUGCAUGUCAUUUGGGGGAUUUUUUUGUUGUUAUUUAAAUGGUGAGAUUUGGUCAAAUGGUUAAAUGUACUAAAUAUUGUAGGAGGCAUAAUGAAUCACUAAUGGCACGUUGGUUGGGGUAGUUCAGUUCAAAUGAACUCUGGUGCGUUUGCCCAUUUAAAGCUUUAGUGUGUAACUUUUUUAUAUUAUUGAACGUCCGUUACAUUCAAGCCAUUGCCAAAUGAGUUUCUACAAAGCAAAUUAAGUCUCCACACAACUCUCUCUG